UCACUCCAUUUCUCAUUUAAGCAGAGCUUCGGUUUUUAGCUUCUCUGCAUCUGGAUUGUUUAUAAAUUUUAUAAUUAGAUUUUUAUUAAAUUAAAUUUUCUCUGUACCUGAAUCUUCUAGUACUCCUUUCGAAUUUUUUUUUUCUUGGGUGGAAUUUCGAAAGUUGGUGGUGUUUGGUUCUGUGGAGCUUUCUGGAUUAAAGGGUUUGAGGUAUUUUGCGCUUCUUGGCUGGAAAUGGAAUUUUAAUGAUGGAAGUUUACCCUUAGAUAAUAAAUGUUUUAUUUUUCUGAUUUUAUAUACUAAUUUAAUCCCCUCAUACAAGUAACAGACUUUUCUUGCCAAAAAAUUUGGUUUUUUUCCUCGUAUAUUUGUUUAUGGGAACACAUUGAUGCGUGAAUUGAGGAGAUAAUUGAGGAGAUUGCGGGAGUGAUUCGGAAACCCCAAUUGCUAGGACUGGCUUCUCGGGGAACGAAGCUUUGUAACGGUCAAAUUGAUUGCUGGUUCAAUUCAACGAGGUACUGAAAUUGUAUUUCUUUACCUGAAAGAGGGAAACUUUUCGUGAAGCUCGAGUUUGGGGGUUCCAAUUUGGCAUAAAAUGGUGGAUUCAAUUGCGACGACCUCCCUUCUUGGCCACCGGCCUGUGUCUCAAGGCUCUCCUUUCAAGGAUGGUUCCCACAGGCGAAGAAUGUUUGACUUAUGUCAGCUCCCUUGUGUAGAUUUUUUGGGUCGACGAAUUACUUACCCUUCUUCAACAACCUCAGGAGGUGAUAGAAUGGUGUCUCCGAUUAAGGCCCUUGCAAUGGAACUAACAAAAGAGGCUUAUUCGCAUUCCCCAAGGGAAGAGAGGAUGUCCGGAGAUUUGAAUUACUGGACUGAUACCAGCACACAACAGAAACCAGGCUUGUGGCCACCCCCAAAUAAGGCAGAUAAUUCGUCAAUACACAACCCGUUGCUACGACAGGAAAGAAUGGGUUGUGGGUGGUUGGGUGCAAUCUUUGAAUGGGAAGGGGUGCUUAUUGAAGAUAAUCCUGAUCUUGAUAAGCAGGCAUGGUUGGUUCUGUCCGAAGAAGAAGGAAAAUCCCCACCCCCAGCUUUCAUACUUAAAAGAAUAGAAGGAAUGAAAAACGAGCAAGCAAUCUCUGAAGUUCUCUGCUGGACGAGAGACCCAGGGCAGCUGAGAAGAAUGGCUUUAAGAAAGGAAGAGAUAUAUCAAGGUUUGCAAGGUGGGAUUUAUAGAUUCCGGACAGGGUCACAAGAAUUUGUUAAUGCUUUGAUGAAUUACAAGAUUCCAAUGGCCUUGGUUUCAACCCGUCCAAGGAAAACUCUUGAGAUUGCAAUUGGAGCAAUUGGAAUUGAAGGUUUUUUCAGUGUGAUUGUUGCAGCAGAGGAUGUUCACAGGGGGAAGCCCGACCCUGAGAUGUUUGUUUAUGCUGCUCAGCUUCUCAACUUCAUACCAGAGCGGUGCAUCAUAUUUGGCAACUCCAAUUCGACUUUGGAGGCUGCCCAUGAUGCUCACAUGAAGUGUGUGGCAGUUGCAAGCAAGCACCCAGUGUAUGAACUUGGAGCUGCAGACUUGGUGGUGAGGUGUCUCGAUGAGCUCUCUAUAGUUGACCUGAAGAACCUGGCUGAUAUUGAAUUGACAGAAUUUGGGUAUGGAGAACCAGAGGUGGAGAUGGAGGUGGAAAAAGAUGAUGACCCAUAUCCACCUACAUCUGUGGCAACUGAUGAUUUCUGGUAAGGAUGAAGAAGAAAAUGUACAGAUAGUUCUUUGUUCUACAUCUGAUUUAUUUGUCUUUUUUUCUGUUUUUUAUAGUGAUCAUGAGUAGGAGAUUAGUCUCCCUUUGCUAUGUAUAUUGGUUGUACUGUGUAUAAAAAAAAACUGGGGAGGAAAAAAUGGGGGGCGGGGCAAAGCAGUGGGUGGUCUACCCAUUUAUCAUGUAUCUACCAUAUAUGCUAUAUCUGUUUCAAACUCAAAACCGUGAUUGGCACAUAAUGCUCUUUCCAUACUUAACAUAAUCUUUUUUUGGGUGGCUAAUUGUAAUAGGAAAAUAUAAGCUCUCACUUA
Messenger RNA from Telopea speciosissima, 2065 nucleotides. RefSeq names its product 5-amino-6-(5-phospho-D-ribitylamino)uracil phosphatase, chloroplastic-like. The record is from RefSeq and is a predicted model, not a curated record. The transcript has a single exon. NCBI's taxonomy places the organism in Eukaryota, Viridiplantae, Streptophyta, Magnoliopsida, Proteales, Proteaceae. The coding region runs from base 596 to 1738 and encodes 380 amino acids.